Molecule: messenger RNA, 7111 nt
Organism: Pleuronectes platessa (European plaice)
Lineage: Eukaryota; Metazoa; Chordata; Actinopteri; Pleuronectiformes; Pleuronectidae
Product: beta-2 adrenergic receptor
Exons: 4
Coding region: 3356-4534 (392 amino acids)
Biological process (GO): G protein-coupled receptor signaling pathway
Cellular component (GO): membrane
Molecular function (GO): G protein-coupled receptor activity
Source: RefSeq, a predicted model, not a curated record
ACAAUGUGCAGUUCAAAUUGUUUUUACAGUAAAAAAAAAAGCACAUGACGACCCCUUUCGAUUUAUCUGAAGGGAACACAAACACAAUAUUUCGUCAAAUUCCCGGCAGUAAAUAGUUAACUGUGCCAUGACACAUGUGCACGAGGGAGGAAAGUCCAGCAUUACGGCUUUGGUUAUUUACAAGAGGUCAUAGCGAGGCUCCAGAGCUGGUUUUCAGUAUUAAAGUAAGUGGACAUAUUGGCUCCAGCUCCCCCCAUGACCCUCAAAGGAUAAGUGGAAUAAGGAUGGAUGGAUGGAUUGAUGUAUGGAUGGGGUAGGCGAACAUGGUCUUAAUCAAACAUAAAAUGCUAACAAAAUCAACAAAGUACCUGACGUGGCAGGUAAAAAUACCAAAAGAGACAAAUUCAUAAGAAAUAUGUUAAGUAUAUUUUAACCUAUGUUUACAGAGGGUAAGUUUAAAUGUUUGUAGAGUAUAUUUAAAUAUUUCAACAGUAGUUACUUUACAUGAGUACUGACACGCAAAGCCAGAUUUUCAAAUGCACGCCGUAAGUGAGCAUUGUCCCACAGCCAACAAGCCCAUAGAGAGAAUUCAGAUUCAUAUCUUUGACUUCAAAGUUCGUUUCAUUGUUGAAGGCGAUUGAUCACAAGUUCUUGCGAGCCCAGAGAAAUGAUUUCCUGAGGGUAAUCAGUUUAAGCAUGUAAUUGGACAUUAAAAUUCUGAAAAACCGCACACUGAUUUCAAAUGAAGUCAUUUCCUGCUGGCUGUGUUACUAAAGCUUGACUCUGCAAGCUGUACUAAGUGACCUGGGGGCGAGUGCAAUCUUAACUGGAUCAGAGACAGAAGCUGUUUAUUUAAGAAGCCCCUCUCUUCUCUCUGUCAGCACUUUAACCUCAUCCACGUUGCCAUAACACACAGUCAAAACAAUCAUGUUUAAGUGCUGAUUAUAUCAUGAACACAUAUUUUUAGAGUAAUGUCAGUCAGUUGAUUGGUGAUUCUCUCAGUUGUGCGAAAUCAAACUGUACUUUGUGUUUUGUGAUGAUGGCAAACGUUUGUAUGCUAAAACUAAAAUGGUGAGCAUGGGAAGUGUUACAGUCUAAUCAACAUAAAUCAGUAAGUUAAUUAAGUGAGUGAUGAUAUUGUUAGCUUGUUAGCAUGCAGAGCUAAUAGCGCACCUGCUCCUUUGACUGCACCCUCACAUCCUAUAUGCUAAUAGUGUAUUUAAACAUCCCCUCAGGCAUGUUUUGGAAACACAGACUAUACUUUGAAUAAUAAUGUGUGACUCUAUAGUGCUGAAUUUAUUUUCCUGUUAAAAGGUUUGACAAUAUUUUAUUGUGUCUGGAAUAAAAAUUUAAAUCAAUUUUAUCUGCCCUUAAAUAUGAGUAUGUUUUUUUUAUCUAAUUUUGUUCACUUUUACUAUUUCUAUUUAUUGUUUUCCAGAAAAUAGCUUAAAUAUUGUUAUAGCUUUUUUCUGGUAUUUCAUUGAGAGCAUUUGUAUUUGUGUAGUCUUAUUAUUGUCGUCACUUGUGAAGCACUGACUUGUAUGAAAGGUUCUUGAUUGAUUGUUUGCUCGCAGAGGGAACUGUGUUAUACAAAUUAAAUUUAAUUUAAUUCAAUGUAAUUUUCUCCAAAGAAAAAGGUGCUAUUAGCUGGAUAGAAAUUCAAAAAAUGACCCAUAUGCUUAAUCCUGCAUUGAAAAAAAAAUUCCAGAUGAUUUUGCCCUUGAUCUUAAAUCCAUUAUCAUUGUGUUUGCAAUGCAAUGGAAACUUCACAUCACGCCUGUGUAAGUUGCUGAUUGGCCCAGGAUUGGCGUCCACUGGUGAGCAUUCCUGCUCACAGACCUGCGAUUUUAUAAGAGAAGAAAACUUUCCCUCCAGCUGAUGAAAGUGAAGAGUCUUCCAGUGCCGAGUGUACGGACGUCAUUCUACACAAUGAAGCUUGAAGAUCCAAUACAAUGACCAAAUUUUUUUUUUAAUUAGUGGGGGGAGGUAAAUAAAGCUUUAAAGUCCCCCCACACCCAUAGGAAAAGAUUUCAUCGAAAAUGUACUCCUGUUCACACAACGAAUGACACAGCGACUGUCCCUGUUGGACUGGUUCAAGUUGCUGCCUGUACUGUGUUGUAUUAUUUAUAGAGUGAUUUGUAAUCUUCUAUCAAAGAUUAUGUUGUGGCAGCUGGUCUGAGAGAUGUUGAAGUGACUGUGCUGGAGCAUCGCACAUCCAGUCACUCAGGCUACUGGGAUCCUACAUGUAAUCAAGCAGAGGCCAGGUUGUACCUGUUCAGUACUGUGCGGACUAGAAGUCUCAAAGAGGCCUCAGCCGUUUGUGUAUGAUAUGACCUGGGGCAAAAAAGAGAAUGGAAUAUGACCGGUGUGCCAGCCACGGUCAAAGCCACGUGCAAAAGCCAAGGCCAUCGGCUGGAAAAACUCGAACGCCCCAAGAGAGGAUGGAUGCAUUAUCCCCCCACUCAUACUGUAAAACAGUCACCUCUCAUUAGCUCUAUGUAUCUGUAUCUCUCUCGGGCUCUUUUUUCCAUCGUUGUCUCUUUCAUUCAUUCUGCAGCUCUGUUCCAACACACAGAGAGCAGGAGUGAGACGGUUGUUAGUAGUUUGGAAACUUGCAAGUGUGAAAGAUGAAGUGAAGAAAAAGGUCCUUAUACAAGGUUGAAGGUUUACGUCCCUUGUGUAAAGAGUUAAAUUUAAAAUCGUGAAGCGUGGACUGAAUGUGAGAGUUCACGAAGAAUACAUAACGGCCUGAGAGAUGCUUGGGGGGGUUGAAGAACAAGGGGGGAAUAAAAUGAGUGGGAGGAGAAACGUGGGAGGAAAGGAUGAGAGAGGAGGGUAAAACGCUGCUGCAGACUGUACUUGAAUCUCUAGGGGAAGUGCUUGUGCAUGCGACAAGAACUGCAAGCCAUGCAGAGGGUGACCGGAGGAGAGGAGGGGGGGGCAGUGAAGUGGGGUAUGGAGGUUGAAUGCCGAAAGAAUGAGAGAGAGAGAGAAAGAGAGAGAGAGAGAGAAAAGCGGAGGAGGGAGAGAGGAGGGAGAGAGGGGGGAGAGAGGGGGGAGGCGGAAUCACAGGGACAGAGAGCUGGAGCCGGUGAGAGGCUCUGUGCUGAUUGUGUGCUCCAGCAGGAUGAAUGAUGAAACGACCACAGCUCCGCUUUCUGCUUCUCUGGAGGAUUUUAACCGGACUUUACACCCACUUUAACACAGGAUUGUUUUAUCCACCUGUCUAUGCACAACUGCUCUAUGGUCCAUGACGGUGGAAACGCAGGACAGUUCCUCAGCACAGGACAUGGUCUCCUGAGCAGCCAGUCCACCGACACAUCCCAGGAAUAAACCAGUCAGUGUAUCCUGGGCCAUGACUGCUCUGCUUCACAACGUCAGCGGCCCAGGUAGCACAGCGGUUCUGCUGCCGAUCACCGACAGCCCAUUCAACCUGACCACAGCGACUCAGGCAGGACCCGGGUCCGGCCAUUCACUGGCUCCUCUCUGUACCCUGUGUUGCUGUGGGUUUGUCAACCGUACCUUGGCAGUGGUAUUCAUGGUCAGCCUGGCAUUUGCCAUUGUGGUUGGAAAUGUGGUCACGCUUACUGUCUUUGUGCAAACAAGGCAGUCGAGAACACCACAGGGUUACUUGAAAGUGUCUUUGGCCAUAGCAGACAUGAUGGUCGGUGUCCUCGUCGUCCCUUUCUCCGUCUACACUGAAAUCUCUCUAAUGGUGACGAGCUCUCUUCCCAUUUGGUACCAGGGUAGUUCCACUUCCCUGGACUCCUCCUCCCUCGGCGGAAUAGUGAGCCCCUGGCAGCCCUGCCUGCUAAUUGGCCCCGUGUUUGCCGGAUGCACGUUUGUCUCCAUUAGCACCAUCUUCCUCAUGACGUUGGAGCGAAGCGUUGCCAUCUUGUGGCCGCUCCAAAAGGAUGCCUUGGUGACUCGGAGGCGGACUCUGCUCCUCAUCCUGCUCUCUUGGGGGGCGAGCUUCCUGCUUGCUCUCGCGCCGCUCAUCUUCAGCAGUAACUUCAUUCUGGAGUACAAUGAGUGCAGUCGAAUGUGUAACUACACACCUCUAUUGCUUGGAGGCCAGCUGCCACCCGAUGCCUACAUUUUGCUGCUGUUCCCAACGUUUGACUUCACGCUGCUCGGUGGCACGUUAGUGGUUAAUAUUUUGUCCUUCACAAGCAUUCAACGGUACUCCCGAAAACGCAAACUGCUCUCAGAGGGGAGUCUGAGUGAUGGAGGAGGUGGCGGUGGCGUAGGAGGCUGCCCUCACAGGCCUUCUUUCUCCGACAUUAAAGCUGCCAAGACGAUUGGCAUACUGACCUUUGCCUUUACAGCAUCCUUCUCUCCCAUCGCAGUGUUUGUGCUCGGGAACGUGGUGGGAUACACCUGGUGUAACUUUUCCUUUGUUGCCUUCUGGAUCCUCACAGGAAACAGCUGCUGCAACGUGAUCAUCUACAGCGUCUGGGACCACCGCUUCAGGAAGGGUGUGACACUACUCUUUAAGCGAGACCACUCCCCCCCACAUGGCGAGAAGUCUUGAGAGAUACAUGAAUUGAUUCAUCGGCAACAGGUUUACGGUUUUGUGGCUGUUUUCCAGUAAGUUUGAUUUUAAUUGAAUAGGUUGACAUUUUGAGGAAUGCAUAUUCAUUCACUUGGCGAGAAAAAGAAGAUCCUCUCUCUAUGUUUGUACGGAAAAUAUGAAGCUGGAGUUUGGGCUGCCUAACAUGGCUCGGUCACAUAGAUUGUAUGUAAUGAUGGAUGACGCGUCUUCACUUCCAGAUGUGAAGCCAAAAUAUCCCAGCUAUGAACAGCGCCAUCUUGUAGAUUUGAAACGAAAGUCUAUGCAGUAGUGAUUAGGGUCUGACCUCUGAAGCAACGUCCCUUCAAUACAUGUAAUUGAUUCUAUUGGCAGUACUCAAUCAUUAUAUUUCACCUUGUAUUUAUUUAAUUAAAUAAGUAUAUAUUUAAUAAAUUAUUAUAAUUACCUUAAAUGACAGAAACCAUCUCUGAGAAAAACAUGUAUUUAACAUGUUCUUUGAGUUUUUAGUUUGGUCCAUUUCCCAUCCACUAACAUUGAAUAGGCGAGAUUUACUACCUAUACUUCAGCCAGCCACCAGGGGGUGAUCAAGAUGCUUUGGCUUUACUUUGGAGGAAGUGUCAUGUCGUCCAUCUUUAUAAAAUCGAUAUGCUCUGCUCUAAAGGUAACAAAAUCCUGCUUCAACAAGCAUACAGCCUUUGUGCUGAGCUAAGCUAUGCUAAGCUUACCUAUGCUAAGCUAACCUUAUUAAGUGUCCAUCCACGAGAGUCAUCUAAGUCUUGUUGUUUAUCGCUUGGCCAGAAAUUGAAAUGAGCGUAUAAUCAAAACAAGUAAUUUAAACAUGAAAGUAUUGAACUUUGUGUCUAAAAACUAUAAAUAGAAGGCAGAUUUGUUACCUCCAUCCACAUUUAUCUCAGCUCAAAGAAACCAGUACUGUAUCUAUGCACGUCAUGAUGAAUCAGCUUUCAGGAUCUGACCAAACACACAUACUGUAGAUAUAAAGGGAAAGAGACACUUUCUGAACUGCAGGUAUUUGUAACAACUCUACUGCCGCAACAAUCUACAUCCUGUCCUCAUCGUCCUGCCUCCGUCUGGAAUCAAACCUCUCUCCAGAAGAUUUACAAGUGACAAUGCUUUUCAAUAACUUCAGGACUAAAUCCACAGUCUCUCCAGAAGGUUCAUGGACAAACACAAUAACCGUUUAUACUCUUUUCAGGGUAUAAUGUAUUUGUAACAUGAAAUUAUCAUAUCUGUGUUUCAGCUAUAAGUCUUGUGUACUGUUUGGAAAUCUGUAUUGUACAAUUUGACAAUAUAAUGAUUAUAUGCAUGAGGCCGAGGGGCAUUUCACAUUGUUAAGUAGGUAUAUUUCUAUUCAUGAUUAAAAUGUUUGCAUUUCAAGAAUUGCUGUGAUAAUUGACAGACCUUUGAUGUGGUAAUGAUUCAGCAACUGCAUCAACAAAAAGGAAAAAAUUCGGUUGUCUUGCCAUUGCUUUCUCAAAAUUUUUGUUUUUGUUUUGUGAAUAUAAAAAAUGUAUUGCUAUCGUUCUAUUGACAUGAUAAAACAAUAUGUCCUGUUUACCAUGAAGUGCCCAUUAAAGGAACAUUUUUAAAUUUUAGAAAAUGUGCUUAUUUGCUGAGAAUUAGAUGAAGAGAUUGAUUUGAUCUCACAUUUGCCCUUUAAAGAUUGGGUUGGUAAUUCUGGAAAGCUUAGAUAAUGCAGGCUAAACUUUGACCCUGUUGCCGAAGCCAUGCUCAUAUGAACUUGCACUGCCUGACAACUGCUGGAAGCUGACUUUUGACUCACAGGCUAACCUAUGGCCCUCUUCCCUACUUCAGCUGGUAUGUCUCUACAGCUGAAGACUCCGGUCUUGCACAGUGAGAGCACGGGCAGGCAAAUAAGAUAUCAGGUGGUUUAAGAACAAAUCAACAACCCUACCUUUAAGUAUGAGACUCCAGCCAAUAGGCAACUGGUUUAAUUUAGCAUAAACACUGCUAACAAGUCAAAGUUAAACUAAAAGUGCAAUGCAAAGUCCUCCUUCAACCAACUUACAGCCUUUGUGCUAAGCUAAGCUAUGCUAAGCUUUACCUUAAUAAAUUUAGUUAACAUAGCUUAGGUGGUGGAUGCAAACAGCUUCAUGAUUGCAUCCACCACCUCAGCAAUAAUCUGAAUAAGCACAUUUCCUCCAAUCUGUCAUUCUAUUCCCUAAAAAACUACUGACUGACAAUCCAGUGCAUGUCCAUUGUAGCAUUUUGUAAUACCAAGGGUGCUGUGAUUUAAUAUAUGUUGAUCAACAACAAACAUCAGGGAAUUUAAUAGUCAACAAAAAAAGAAAAUAUCUUAAUGUGUCAUGGGUGAACUUCACAGAAUGAAUGAUUAUCUCACAUUUACAAACUUGCAGCGUUUUUCCACCAAAGACGGUCGCAGUCAUUGAAAUCUUCAGCAUCUUAAUGAUCGUUGGUGAAUAAUUGAUUCUCCCUGUGCUGAUAUUGAAUCAUUGUACAGAGUUGUAUCAGUUGUGCAUAAUUCAUGAGUGGCAAUUGCAUCAGAUUUGGUCAUAAUAAAUGUGUUUGGGAACAUUU